UACUAGUAAGCAAGGCAGCAAGGAAUUGAUCGAAGAUCUCGACAGUCAGAUUGCUUUUAGGGGAAUAUGCAAAAAGGAUUGCUCGACAGUCUCAGACCACCAUGGGACCUGUGCUGCUGUGCCUAGCCAUCGCCGCCGCCACCGCCGUGUGCGCAGCAUCAUCAGGAGCACCACCAUCUCCCGAUGCGGCGGCCGUCGCCGUUGGUAGCUGCCCCACGUACUCCGGAUCAGGUUACUCUUCUGCAUCUGACGGCGGCAACCAAGAAGAGUAUGAUCCCAAUAAAGAAAAUCCGUGUAAACGGUCAUGUGGCUCUAUGUCCAUUCCUUUCCCAUUCGCUCUUCUAUCCGCAUGCUCUGGCAGUAAAAGAUUUCUCCUAAACUGUACAUCAAAUAAAACACUUAUCGGAAUUCCGCCAGCGCAAUAUCAGGUGAUAAAUAUAUCAUUAGACGAUGGUGUCCUAUUUGUGAACAAGCCCUCAAACCUUGGAGAUAUCAUCACAACGCCAACGGUGGCAAACGAGUUACAUGACUUCGACUUCUCUGGGAGCCAAGGCAUUUGGAGAUGGGCUGUCGCCAAUCAAACAUGUCACACAGCGAGAACUGAUCAGCUAUCGUACGCUUGCGUGAGCAACAACAGUUUGUGUGUUCAUAGAUCUACUGGCUACCAUUGCAAGUGCUCUUUGGGCUACGGAGGAAAUGCCUAUAUCGAAGAUGGCUGUGAGGAUAUUGAUGAGUGUAGUCUACCCAACUUUUGUAAUGGAAAUUGCCAGAACUUCCUAGGGAGCUACAGGUGCUCACAUUGCCCUCGUGGUUCAAUUUUUGAUCCUGCUAAACGUGUAUGCAUAUAUGGACAUGGCCUUCAUCCAGCUGGUCUUCUAAUUGGACUUAGCUGUGGUAUUGGAGUCCUUUUUCUUGUAGUAGGUCUAAUUUUAUUUGUUCGAAGGUGGAGGAGACAUAUGCAAAGAAAAAUUAGAAGGGAAUACUUCCAAAAAAACAAAGGCCUCCUACUUGAACAAUUGAUGUCGUCUGAUGAAAAUGUAGCACAUGAUCCAAAAAUAUUUUCCUUGGAAGAGCUAGAGAAGGCAACAGACAACUUUCAUUCAACACGUAUUCUUGGCUGUGGAGGCCAUGGCACUGUAUACAAGGGAAUUUUGUUAGAUCAACGCGUGGUUGCUAUUAAGAAAUCCAGAAUUGUGGAGCAGAACGAAAUUGAUCAAUUUAUCAAUGAGGUUGCCAUCUUGUCUCAAAUUGUUCAUCGGAAUGUGGUAAAACUUUUUGGUUGUUGCCUUGUAUCAAAGGUACCUUUACUUGUGUAUGAGUUCAUCUCCAAUGGUACAUUAUAUGAUCUUCUUCAUGGUGAACAGAGUACAACAUUCUCAUUAACGUGGGAAGAUUCUAUCAGAAUUUCACUUGAGGUUGCAAGUGCUCUUUCUUACCUCCACUCUGCUGCAUCAAUACCCAUAUUCCAUAGAGAUGUGAAAUCAGCCAAUAUACUCUUAAACGACAAUUACACUUCGAAGGUUUCAGACUUUGGCGCGUCAAGAUCCAUCUCCAUUGACGAAACUCGUGUGGUGACAAUUGUACAAGGGACAUUUGGGUAUUUGGAUCCUGAAUACUUCCAUACAUGCCAACUAACUGAGAAAAGUGAUGUUUACAGCUUUGGUGUUAUACUUGUUGAGAUCCUAACAAGGAAGAAGCCUAUCAUAGUAAAUUGUUUCGGUGAAAACCAAAACCUAGGUCAUUGCUUUCUUCAAACACUACAACAUGGAACAAUCAUGGAAAUAGUGGAUCCCCAAAUUGCUAAGGAAGCAAAUGAAAGUGAAAUAAACGAAAUGGCAUCGCUUGCAGAAAUAUGUUUACGAAUCAGAGGAGAAGAAAGGCCUAAAAUGAAAGAGGUGGAGUUAAGGCUGCAGCUCCUAAGAGCUAUGAUAACUGAGAGAAGCCGUCAGGAGUUACUAAGGAACAAUGGAAUUGGGCCAUCAGUACAAUCCAAUUCCAGCACUACAUCUGUGACCAGGAGUGUUGUGCUUCGUGCAGGUAUUGGCAUAUCCACUGAUCAGGAUGCAACUCGUUGCUAUACCAUGGAGCAAGAGCUCGUUUCUUGGACAGAUCUACCGCGCUAAACUGUACUACUCUAUCUUUUAUGAGACAUCACAAACUAUUCUCUGCCGUCUUUUUCUGGACUGUUUCCUUUUAGCGUGUGAAAAAAAAACAGAUUAACUUUUUGAAUGUUUGUUGGUUUAGUGAAAGAUCUUCUUCACUUCCUCCCUCUAGAGUGGGCCGAGUUAGUAACUUGAGAGUCUGUUUGGCCGCAAGUUUGGUAUAAUAAUAUGACAAUUAUGCAGAUAUCUGAUGACGCAUAUGACUACAAGUAUUCAGAGGUUCUGUGGGGCAUGCUUCGCCCAAAACUAUUUUACUGUUUUACUAUACGAUUUUGUUUGAUUGUUUGCAAUUAAUUUGUGAUAUCAUCAUUCUCUGUCUGUUAUACCUUGUAUUGUAAGGAAAUGUGUUGGAAAAAAUAAUGGAAUUCAGGGGGCUUCUUUUCUU
This is a messenger RNA of Oryza sativa Japonica Group (Japanese rice), 2547 nucleotides long. RefSeq names its product putative wall-associated receptor kinase-like 16. Gene Ontology annotation, cellular component: plasma membrane. The record is from RefSeq and is a predicted model, not a curated record. Gene Ontology annotation, molecular function: ATP binding; protein serine/threonine kinase activity; calcium ion binding. Gene Ontology annotation, biological process: cell surface receptor signaling pathway; protein phosphorylation. NCBI's taxonomy places the organism in Eukaryota, Viridiplantae, Streptophyta, Magnoliopsida, Poales, Poaceae.